AUGCAUCUAUCGAGUGAAGUGAGUUCGACUACUAACGGGCUUGGGCAUGAAGCUCCAUCUUCCAGUUACGGAGGGAGUGGUCUUCCAAGUCAGCCACUUACAGCAGAGCUUCUAGCAGAGAGAACUCUUGAAGGGCUACUGGCUGAUCAUCCGGGCGAGCUUGUAAAGACUGGAAGCCCUCAUGUGGUAUGCACAGUUUUGCCGCCCCAUUGGCGCUCCAACAAAACGCUGCCUGUGGCGUUUAAGGUCGUGGCGCUGGGGGACGUCGGCGAUGGUACCCUGGUUACAGUCCGCGCUGGUAACGAUGAAAACUGCUCCGCUGAGCUCAGAAAUUGCACGGCAGUCAUGAAGAACCAAGUUGCAAAGUUCAACGACCUGAGAUUUGUCGGCAGGAGUGGCAGAGGAAAAUCAUUUACCCUGACCAUUAUGUUGGCGACAUCGCCGCCUCAAGUGGCGACCUAUCAGAAAGCGAUUAAAGUGACGGUGGACGGACCCCGAGAACCUCGUUCUAAGACGCGGCAUCACGGCUUUCAUCCUUUCCACUUCGGGCCAAGAUUUGCACCUGACCCGCUAAUGGGCUCGCUGCCGUUUAAGUUGUCAGGAAUUGCCCAUCAGCUAGCUGGAUUGCCUGGUGGUGAAUGGGGAGCGUUAGCUCGGCAUUACCCGCCCCCAAUAUUACCCUCACAUGCACAUUUCACACCACACGUGCUGCCAUCUACGCAUGCACAACAUCCACAUGUUCCUCCACCGCCUCACGAAACAGAUGUUGCUUCGGAGAAUCCAACGACAAUGAAUGCACAUAGUACAACGAGUCCUGUCAAUUCGCGCCCAAGUUCGCCACAAGAUGACGACAUCUCUGUCACAGCAUCCAGCAGCCCACCUCCUGACGAUCGCCCUGGAGCUUUUACGUCGGUGACUAGAUCACGUAAACCAUUACAGCCUUUACCAGCACCUUCGAGUCUGUUCCACAGCGCAUUAGCAGCACAACUGUUCCUAAACUCCCCCCUCCUUCCAACUCCUCCUGCAUGGCUAUAUUCUCAAUUAUAUGGAGGAUAUGAUUGGUGGCUAAGACCCACACCCCCACAAGAGGAUUCCAACUCUAGUCCCGAUCGAGAAGAUGAAGGUGCGUCAACAUUGUCGGGGGUUGCAAAGAAAAGAGCGGCAUGUCCCGAAUGGUCAGACCAGGGCGUUAGAACUCGAAGCAAGUCAUUGAUAACACAAGAAAGGCGACCCGUAGACGUUUGGCGCCCAUACUAA
Messenger RNA from Parnassius mnemosyne (clouded apollo), 1257 nucleotides. The record is from the annotation of a GenBank genome assembly. NCBI's taxonomy places the organism in Eukaryota, Metazoa, Arthropoda, Insecta, Lepidoptera, Papilionidae.